CGUCCAUAAUAAAGGAGCUAUUGUCCUCUGUAGAUGCGUCCAUCCUAUGAUUCUACAAUCCAACCCCUCAACCAAGUAUCCCACUUUUCUUCUUCCAAAUUCCGAAUUCUGCGUCUCUGGUUUGGGCGAUGAGCUUGUAGAAUCUCCGCCAUGGCCAAACCCAAAGCUCCGAGGCGAACGAUCGACUCCUACACCGUCAAACCCAUCAACAAAACCGUCAGAGCCGGGGACUGCGUCCUGAUGCGCCCGUCGGAGCCGGGGAAGCCGUCCUACGUGGCCAAGAUCGAGCGGAUCGAGGCCGACAGCCGCGGCUCCAACGUCAAGGUCCACGUCCAGUGGUACUAUCGGCCCGAGGAGUCGCUCGGUGGCCGGAGGCAGUUUCACGGCUCCAAAGAGGUCUUCCUCUCCGAUCACCACGAUGUUCAGAGCGCCGACACCAUCGAGGCCAAGUGUACGGUCCACACCUUCAAGAGCUACACCAAGCUCGACGCUGUUGGAAACGACGAUUUCUUCUGUCGUUUUGAUUAUAAUUCCUCCACUGGGGCUUUCAAUCCCGACCGCGUUGCCGUGUAUUGCAAGUGUGAGAUGCCUUACAACCCUGAUGACCUCAUGGUUCAAUGUGAAGGUUGUAGUGAUUGGUUUCAUCCUGCUUGUAUAAACAUGAAUAUACAGGAAGCCAAAAGACUAGAUCACUUCUUCUGUGAAGGCUGCUCUUCCGAGAGUCAAAAGAAAUUGCAGAAUUCCCAUACUGCUUCCAGACACCCGGAUACAAAGGUGGAUACAAAGCGGCGUCGGAGGUGAUAUUGCAUCACAAGUUGUGAUACGAAAACUAGCUUGAAAACCUUUUUAUGCAAUUAAGUAGAUCCUCUAUCUAUUGAAGGUCGAGGAUGUGUUUGUAUGUAUGUAGUUAUGUAAUGUAGAAUUGUGAAUAUUCUGAACGUAUUUUCCGCUUACCACUGUAGCAAUGUACAUAUAAUCAUGUCUUACAGAGUUUGUUCAUCCUUCAAGAUAAGAAAGAUUUGAGAAAUGAUUCAAAAGCUUCGGAGGAGCUCAUUUCCGAUGA
Molecule: messenger RNA, 1063 nt
Organism: Malus domestica (apple)
Lineage: Eukaryota; Viridiplantae; Streptophyta; Magnoliopsida; Rosales; Rosaceae
Product: chromatin remodeling protein SHL-like
Molecular function (GO): chromatin binding
Source: RefSeq, a predicted model, not a curated record